Messenger RNA from Leopardus geoffroyi (Geoffroy's cat), 1890 nucleotides. RefSeq names its product enoyl-CoA hydratase, short chain 1 (gene ECHS1). The transcript is spliced from 8 exons. Bases 53 to 925 code for a protein of 290 amino acids. Gene Ontology annotation, molecular function: enoyl-CoA hydratase activity. Gene Ontology annotation, biological process: fatty acid beta-oxidation. The record is from RefSeq and is a predicted model, not a curated record. Gene Ontology annotation, cellular component: mitochondrion. NCBI's taxonomy places the organism in Eukaryota, Metazoa, Chordata, Mammalia, Carnivora, Felidae.
UGGCGGAGCCGGGGGCGGCUCCGCGGGGCGGGGCGACUCGUCCCAGAGCGCCAUGGCCGCCCUGCGCGCCCUGCUACGCUGCGUCCGCGGCCCGCUGCGCCCCCGGCUCGGCUGCGCGGCCCUGCGCGCCUUCGCCUCCGGUGCUGACUUUGAGUACCUCAUCACAGAAAAGAAGGGGAAGGACGGCAACGUGGGGCUGAUCCAACUGAACCGCCCCAAAGCACUCAACGCGCUCUGCAACGGCCUGAUGAUGGAGCUCAACCGGGCACUGGACGCCUUUGAGGAGGACCCCGCUGUGGGGGCCAUCGUCCUCACGGGUGGGGAGAAGGCAUUUGCAGCUGGAGCCGACAUCAAGGAGAUGCAGAGCCGAACGUUCCAGGACUGUUACUCCAGCAUGUUCUUGAGCCACUGGGACCGACUUGCCCGGGUUAAGAAGCCAGUCAUAGCUGCUGUCAAUGGCUACGCCCUUGGUGGCGGCUGCGAAAUUGCUAUGAUGUGUGACAUCAUUUAUGCCGGAGAGAAAGCCCAGUUUGCGCAGCCGGAAAUCCUACUAGGAACCAUCCCAGGUGCAGGGGGCACCCAGAGACUGACCCGUGCUGUUGGAAAGUCACUGGCCAUGGAGAUGGUCCUCACUGGUGACCGGAUCUCUGCCCAGGAUGCCAAGCAAGCAGGUCUUGUAAGCAAAAUUUUUCCUGUGGAGACACUGGUCGAAGAAGCCAUCCGGUGUGCGGAGAAAAUUGCCAGCAAUUCCAAAAUCAUAGCAGCAAUGGCCAAAGAGUCCGUGAAUGCAGCUUUUGAAAUGACAUUAACAGAGGGAAACAAGUUGGAGAAGAAGCUCUUCUAUUCAACGUUCGCUACUGAAGACCGGAAGGAAGGGAUGACUGCAUUUGUGGAAAAGAGAAAGGCCAGUUUCAAAGACCAGUGAGCGCCUCUGUCUCCGCCUUGAAGUCUCUACUUAAAGAGAGAAAAUACAGUCUGACAGUUUUAGAAGCAAAUCAGUCCUUCUCUGGUAAAGGGCUGUGUGGGUGACACUCAGCUCCUCGGGGCUCGUGCUCUCAGUGGUGGGCAGUCUGAACCCAGCAGCCGUGAGAAUCGGCACUUGGAGUGUGUUCACGUCCUGACUAAGCAUAUUCUUCUUAAUCAGAUUCUGCUCAGGACGCCGGGGGGGCUCAGUCGGUUGAGUGUCCGACUCUUGAUUUCAGCUCAGGUCACGAUCUCACAGUUCAUGAGACCAAGCCCCACGUCGGGCUCUGCGCUAACAGCACAGAGCCUGCUUGAGGUUCUCUGUCUUGAGAGUCUGUCUCCCUCUCUCUGCCUCUUCACCCUGCUUGCGCGCGCACACUCUCAAAAUAAACUGAAAAUAAUUCUGCUCACGAGCCUUUGGCGUGUUUAAGUUUUUACUCAAUUUCAGGAACUGAGAUAGUGAGUGUGUACAGCGUGUCAUGCUCAGAUGGAAGUGUGUCCCCUGCUGGGUCGCUGUGUGGUUUCACAGCCAGCGAACGUGCCGCUCCGAGGGUGGCGCUGCUGACUACGUGGCAGACGUAAAUCGCAUCGUGCCUUUCUCCUCUGGAGGUGAGCAUCACAUCGCUGUGCAAACUUCCGCUUUGUUGUUGUGACAACAGUCACACAGCACAGAAGUCCAUGAAGUAAGUCACCCAUCACACAGGGUAACCACUGCUAACAGGCACGGGGCUUUCUAGAUAUUUCUGUGCACACACGUGCGCACGUGAGUGCGGAGCUCAGUGUUCUUUUUUAUAAAAAUGGAAUUCUGCAUCCACGCUUCUCCAAAGCGUGACUGCUUCUUCCACUCCCGUCCUACAAGUGCACCCUCUUCUCGUGUUCGACGAGCAUUCUUUUACUUGCAGUAAAAUACAUGUAACGUACAGGUUA